AUGAACGCCUGGCUCGCCGACGCCUCGAAUCUUCCUGGCCAGGAUAGUGGGGCCUUCAAUCCGUCUACCAUCGACCCCUCAGCCGCCUUCCUCCAUGCCUCUCCCAACCCUCAGGACCCCAACCAAUUCCAGCGCAUGUUCAACUCCGUGCCUCGGAAUGCCUCCCCGGGGUUUCACAACCCCAAUCAGGUAAUUCCAUCCAAACGGCCCCGGCCAGAAGAUGGCAUGCCCAUGUCACCGCGGCCGGCGCCCGGUGCUGGUGUGACCGGGUCGCGAUCGCAGACUCCCCAUCAAGUGCCUUAUCCAGGCUAUCAAGGUCCUGCAAAUGGAGCCCAAUUCCCUCAGCACCCGACGCCCUAUCAGCAUCUUCAACAAGGAGCCUCGCCCAAUGUGACCCAGUCGCCAAUUAUGCAAGACUUUGACCAACAAAGCGUGCGCAUGGGAACAGCUUCGCCGAGCCCCUACUCGCCCGCGGGCCCGCAUGUUGGUGGCCCUCAUAUGUCACCCUCGCAGUCUGAUGGCAGCCGCGUCAAUACACCUCAGAACAACCAGUUUAUGCCUGGGCAAGCUUUCCCGCAGGGGAUGAACCCACAAUUCCAGCAGACACCGGGCAUGACCUCGACUGCACAGCAACCGCCGAUGCAGGCCCAGCAAUUCAAUGGCAUGCAGCAGGUGCCCCAAAGCUACCACCAAGCAAUUGCUGCGCAGCAACAGCGACUUCGUCAAAUGCAAAUGCAACAAAAUCAACAACUAAAUGCCAACCCGCAAAUGGCUAGCCGCCCCCAAGGGCCUCCUAUGGCCAACCCCCAACAAAUGGCUGCCAUUCGUCAGAUGCAACAGCAGCAAGCGCAACGACAACAGCAGCAGCAGAAUAUCUGUAAACCCAACAACCCCGAGAUGUUCAUGCAGACGUUGCAAAAAUUCAUGAUGUCACGAAGCCUUCCUUUGGACCCCAAUCCCAUCAUAAGCGGCCGUCCCAUCAAUGUCAUGCAAUUGUAUGGCACAGUGAUGAAAAUGGGUGGGUCGAAGAAAGUAACCGCAAUGAACGUGUGGCCGAUGGUUGCACAGCAGCUCCAAUUUCCUCAGGUUCAGUUCCCUAUGGCCGCACAGGAGAUUCGGGAAUACCACCAAAGGAACUUGGCCCCUUAUGAGCAGGCCUAUUUCCAAUCUCAGUCUAAACAGUUGGCGGAGAUGCAGCAGCAGCAGCAGCAGCAGCAACAACAACAACAACAACAGCAGCAACAACAGCAGCAGCAGCAGCAGCAGCAGCAGCAGCAACAACAACACCAGCAGCAGCAGCAUCAACAGCAUCAACACCAGCAGCAGCAACAGCAUCAACAGCAUCAACAGCAGCAACAUCAUCCGGGUGGGAUUCCUCGCCAGCCUAGCGAUCCGUCAGCUAUGCAAUUCCACUCUCCCCAGAUCAAGCCAGGCCAGGGCUUUGAGCAACCUCAAUCAAUCCCCCACACUCCUCAAAACAAUACUCCCGUCUCCAAUAAUGCUCAGGCUACCCCAGUAAAUGGGUUUGCCACACCCACACAGGCACGAAGCCACAACAAACCAGCUCCACCGGGGCACCGGCUCAGUGUCUCGCGACAGUCACAGCCACCGGUUCCCCCAACGGAGGUUGUGGGGCAGUUUGCGGCGCCUUCACCAUCCCAACAAGGGAAGCCGGCCAUGACUCCAGUCCAGCCACCGGUGCAAGCUCCGGAAACACAGCCGGAUCAAGUGGUCAAGCGACCUAUUGAAGACACAUUUAAACCCAUGGUCGUCACCGAGCGUCGACUACAUGGUCCUAUUCAGGUUGACGAAAUGUACCAGCUCGGCGAGGACAUUUCAAGGCUCAGGCCCACUGUACCAAGCUUCGCCGAGUUGGGUGUGGUAGAUAUCCAUGCGUUGACCAUGGGUUUGAAGUCCGGGAUCCAUGCUGAAAUCCGGGUUGCGCUGGAUACUCUCACCACUCUUUCCUGUGAGCCUGCUGUCCAGAUUUCCCUUGAGAACUGUGACGACCUGGUAGAAAGUUUGGUGGACUGUGCCGAUGACCAGGCUGAUUUCCUGGCUGAACACAUUCAAGAAGUUACCGACGUUAUAGCCUUCCGUUCCUACGAAGAUGUCACUCGGGGUUGCCAGUCCGAACAUACGUCACUGGCAGAUGUGCAUGAGUUUGGCAGCCUCGACUAUGAACUUGACCGUGCCGUGGACCGACUGAUCUGUAUUACCACCAUUCUCCGCAACUUUUCGUUUAGCGAGUCAAACUUCGGCGUAUUGGGAAUGUCUUCCGUUACCCAAUGCCUCGCAAAUAUCUUCCGCAACGUCGGUACUCGUCCCAUGUACCUACGAACCGACCAGAACUUAUUGGAUUUCAUGAAGGAUGCCGUGAUUUUCAUGAGCAACUUGGCUCAUGUCAUGCAAAUACCCGGGAAAGAGGAGGCCUUGAGUCUAUUAAGCUUCCUCCUAGCAUUCUCGCCCUUGCCAGGACCAACAGCAGCGAAGCCAGGUCAGGUCAUGUUUACGUCGUUUAAUUCUUCUAUUCACCGAUAUACUCCCGCCGCCGUGGAUGGCCUUGCCAAACUGCUGGCAAGAGAUGAUCCGAACCGUAUUUACUUCGGUGCCAUUUUCUCUGGGGAUGGGUCUGCACCUCCGCAGCCAGAGCUUCUCACCCGCUCAUUUGGCCUCGCCAUCUGUGCAGUGCCGGAUAGGAAGCCCCUAGCCGUGGCGGAUGCCCGGAAGGUCUUCCUCAUGCAGGGUCUUCUGGCCGCUGACGUUCUGACCACAUUCGCCGAUGGAGCUCUCGCCAAGCUGUGGCUUGGGUCUGUCGACGGAUUCGCCAUUCACCUCCUGCGCCUGUCCUGCCUCCUCUGCACCGAGCGCAUCCCGAAUAUCAACCCCCGCCAAAGAAGCCAGGCUGAAGCGGAAGCCUAUGCCUUCGGCUCGAUCAUCCACCGCGGACUGGCUAUUCUGCGUCGCCUCGCCGAGAAGUCCAAGCAAGUGGACAACGUCUCUCUCCACCUCCCCUCCGGUAUCCUCCCCAGCAAAGAGAGCCUCCUCGGCGCCUUGCUCCUCGCGAACAUGGACCCCACAAUCAUCCGCCAACUCCUCACAUACGCCAAGCUAGCAGAAUAA
This is a messenger RNA of Penicillium canariense, 3123 nucleotides long. RefSeq names its product putative ARID/BRIGHT domain protein (SWI1). The transcript has a single exon. Lineage: Eukaryota; Fungi; Ascomycota; Eurotiomycetes; Eurotiales; Aspergillaceae. Gene Ontology annotation, biological process: regulation of transcription by RNA polymerase II. Gene Ontology annotation, cellular component: SWI/SNF complex; nucleus. The record is from RefSeq and is a predicted model, not a curated record. Gene Ontology annotation, molecular function: transcription cis-regulatory region binding. Bases 1 to 3123 code for a protein of 1040 amino acids.